Messenger RNA from Cryphonectria parasitica EP155, 207 nucleotides. RefSeq lists its product as uncharacterized. The transcript has a single exon. NCBI's taxonomy places the organism in Eukaryota, Fungi, Ascomycota, Sordariomycetes, Diaporthales, Cryphonectriaceae. The coding region runs from base 1 to 207 and encodes 68 amino acids. The record is from RefSeq and is a predicted model, not a curated record.
AUGCAGUCUAUCUCUGCAAUUAUCAGUAGCGCUGGAAAAGUAUACAAGAUAAAUAAGCUUGCUAUAUAUAAUAGUAAUCAGAAGAUGCUGCAUGGAUUCCUUACUUACUGCAGAGCAUAUUUCCUAUAUUAUAAAACUCAGUUUAUUAAGAAAUCUGAGAAGAUUAUUCUUAUAGGAACUCAUCUUGAAAAGAAUGCUCUUAUCUAG